AUGGCUUCCUCCGCCAGCAAGCUGAUCCCAUCCGACCCGGAAAAGGUCAUGGUGAUUCGCAAGGUCACGCCAGAAAUAACCACCUUUAGCACACCAUUCUCGCGCUUCGGGAAGAUCAAGAUUGGUGGCAGAGGUACUCUCGUGCGCAUGGCAACGGGCUCGUUGGCUAUCUUCUCGCCAGUCGCUUUGACCGACGCGGUCAGGAAGGAGACGGAGRGUCAGGGAACUGUCAGAUACAUUGUGGCCCCAGAUCAAGAGCACCACAUUUUCCUCGAAAGCUGGCACAAGGCAUACCCAGAAGCUACCAUUGUAGCUCCAGAAACCCUCCCAGAUCUUCGUGACAAGCAGUCAUACUUCAAGCUUCCAAAUGAGAAAUACAACCUUUUCCGCAAAGCAGACCAGGAAACUGGCUACAAAGUCUCCACCGAGUUCGACAGCGAGUUUGACUCGGAGUAUGUCUUCGCACAUGGCAACAAGGAGCUCGUCUUCAAUCACAGACCCAGCAAGACUCUCAUCGAGGCCGACCUUCUCUUCAACCUCCCAGCAACCGAGCAAUUCAGCAAAAGCGGCGAAAGCCCUCUCACCGGCAUCUUCACCAAGCUCUUCAACGGCGUCAUGCAUACGAAUGGAGAGGCGACCUGGCAGAAGCGAAUGCUGUGGCUCCAGUCAAAAUCGGAUCGUCCCGCUUUCAAUCACAGCAUGUCCACGAUCGCAAAGUGGGAUUUUGAUCGUAUCAUUCCCUGCCACGGAGAUGUCAUUGAGACUGGGGGCAAAGGAAUCUUCGAAAAGAUGGCCGAGUGGCAUCUCAAGGCUGCGCAGGUCUGA
Ramularia collo-cygni is the source of this 825-nucleotide messenger RNA. RefSeq lists its product as uncharacterized. The record is from RefSeq and is a predicted model, not a curated record. The transcript is spliced from 3 exons. Bases 1 to 825 code for a protein of 274 amino acids. NCBI's taxonomy places the organism in Eukaryota, Fungi, Ascomycota, Dothideomycetes, Mycosphaerellales, Mycosphaerellaceae.